GAAAAUCUGCACCACUUUUUACGACAGUUCAGUGUGAUUUACGACAGUCCAGUGUGACUUACGGCAUCACUUCCGCCUGAGCAGCCAACGUGAACGUAAAAUAAACAAACACAAAAUGAGAUGAAUGGUUUCGUAAAACUGAAACAAAACCCUUAAUUUAACCUAAUUGAUUAGCGGGGUGUGUUUAACUGUGUUUAAAGAGGAGUGUAAUGUCUUGGAAACAGCUGUUAAGUUUUCUUAUUAUUAGCAUUUUAUAGUGUUUUGCUACAUUAGCAUUAACAUUAGCACAGAUUCACAGCUUCGAUGGAGCAGAAACUCGCUGAGUUUAGAGCACGAAGACAAGCUGCAAAAUCCACCCAAAAGGACCAGAAUUUCCCGCAGGAACCAGAGGACACAGCUGAUCAGUCUACGGAGGAACAGACAGUGAAGGAGACACAAGUCAAUUCUACCCCAGCACAAAGCGAAACAAACCAGGACAAAAGUGACUGGCUGCUGGACACUGCUGUUGGGAGAUGGCUGAGCUCCAGACUGGCCUUUACAAACCUGACACUGCUCAAACUUCUCUUGUGGUUGGUUCUGCUGGGUCUGUUUGUGGAGCUAGAGUUUGGCUUGCCCUUCUUCGUCCUCUCGCUUUUUUACUGGAUCUAUGAAGGACUGAGGAGCCCGGAGGCACGGCAGCCCGGAGAACUCAGCGCUUACUCUGUCUUUAACCCGGACUGUCAACCGCUGCUAGGCACCCUCACAGCAGAGCAGUUGGAGGGAGAGAUGGGAUACAGGCCACUGGCAAAUAGAUGAAUAACUUGAAUACAACUUACUUCAAAUUAAGAUAAAACAGGGCGGACAACAGUGGUGCAGUGGGCUCAACCUAGGGCAAGAUGCUUAACUCUCAUUGUUAACUGUAGUGGCUGGUUUCAGGGGUGUAUGUGAUGUAAAUAGCACACAAAUAAAUAUUACGAAGUGAUUUU
Molecule: messenger RNA, 965 nt
Organism: Periophthalmus magnuspinnatus
Lineage: Eukaryota; Metazoa; Chordata; Actinopteri; Gobiiformes; Gobiidae
Gene: saysd1
Product: SAYSVFN motif domain containing 1
Exons: 2
Coding region: 304-795 (163 amino acids)
Source: RefSeq, a predicted model, not a curated record